Iphiclides podalirius (scarce swallowtail) is the source of this 573-nucleotide messenger RNA. Lineage: Eukaryota; Metazoa; Arthropoda; Insecta; Lepidoptera; Papilionidae. The record is from the annotation of a GenBank genome assembly.
AUGUCCGACGACGCGCCGCCACCGAGCGGCCUACGGAGCCGCGUUUCGUUCUUCGAACGGGUCUGGAGGGGUAGAGGCAGCGGCGACAAUGUCGACGCCGCGGCCGACGUGGAAGAGAUCGAGCGCAGAAUAGAGGAGCGCAGAAGGACCGGCUCGCCGAGGGUCGACGCUCGGGACCAAUCGCCAGGCGGGAGCCAGGAGUUCCAGAGCGUGAAGCUGAGGCACGUGGGGGCAGAGCGCGAGAGGCAGGUCGAAGAGGGCGACCUAGCCGCCGGCGUGCGCUGCGUACGCUUCGAAAGGGUCACGCUCAAGCGGACGGUGGAGACCCGCGACGAGCGCCCCGACUCGCCCCAGCACGAGUGGUACACGGAGUACAAACAGCACGCCCUGCAGACCGCCCCGAAGAAGGACUACUUGCGCAGCAAGUCGGAGUACGACACGCACAUCGCCGAAAUAAGAGGUACGUCCGAUUUCCCGAAUGGAUCGCGACGACGCAGUUCGGCGAAUGUUCUCGUAUUGACCGAAUUGGUAGGCGAAAACGCUAAUGUGUUUAAUAAGAACAGUCGACAUGGU